Messenger RNA from Pipistrellus kuhlii (Kuhl's pipistrelle), 1491 nucleotides. RefSeq names its product TATA-box binding protein associated factor 12 (gene TAF12). Gene Ontology annotation, cellular component: SAGA complex; transcription factor TFIID complex; SLIK (SAGA-like) complex. The coding region runs from base 568 to 1053 and encodes 161 amino acids. The record is from RefSeq and is a predicted model, not a curated record. NCBI's taxonomy places the organism in Eukaryota, Metazoa, Chordata, Mammalia, Chiroptera, Vespertilionidae. Gene Ontology annotation, molecular function: TBP-class protein binding; protein heterodimerization activity; DNA binding. Gene Ontology annotation, biological process: RNA polymerase II preinitiation complex assembly; DNA-templated transcription initiation. The transcript is spliced from 6 exons.
CUUGGUGACACAACAGCUGAUGUCACAGAUUCAAGCUCCUGGCUCUAAAAUGUGGGAGUCCCAGCUGCUCCAGGCUAGGGACUCUGCAUGUACUUAAAGAUUGCUAACACUCAGAGGAAGUUUGCUCUUGAUGACAAAAAAGGUUCUCACAAUGGCUAAAAAUUGUGUUGACUAGGUAUAACCCUGACAUAGAGUUAAGCAUGUUUGGAAAUGCCAAAAUGAACUAAUCUGUUUUUUUGAAGUUUUGUGGUUGGGUUUUAAGUAUGUGACUGUGCCAUGAUUUAUUUGAAGUUAACAUUAUUUGAUGCUCAAAAAUAAUGCAUGUAGUACUUAACCAUGUGUUCUAUUUUUACAAAGUCUUCAAAAAUGUCUUGCUCAUUCUAGUUUAUUUUUGCACAUGAGAUUCCUCGUUUCAUUUACUUAUUUCAAUUUUGUGGACUAUUUCAUUAAGUUUUUGGAGAAGAGACGGUUUCUAAAUAUCAGUUGAUUGGUCUUGGUCCUCAUACCUCCAGGAAGAAACAGGAUCUCGAUAAGCUCUAUGAGCUGAAGUCCAAAGCUCGGCAGAUUAUGAACCAGUUUGGCCCCUCAGCCCUCAUCAACCUGUCCAAUUUCUCAUCCAUAAAACCGGAACCAGCCAGCACCCCUCCACAAGGUUCCAUGGCAAACAGCACUACAGUGGUAAAGAUACCAGGCACGCCUGGGCCUGGAGGGCGUCUCAGCCCUGAAAACAAUCAGGUAUUGACUAAGAAGAAGUUACAAGACUUAGUAAGAGAAGUGGAUCCUAACGAGCAGUUGGAUGAAGAUGUAGAGGAGAUGCUGCUGCAGAUUGCUGAUGAUUUUAUCGAGAGUGUAGUGACAGCAGCCUGCCAGCUUGCUCGGCAUCGCAAGUCCAGCACCCUGGAGGUGAAGGAUGUCCAGCUGCACCUAGAGCGCCAGUGGAACAUGUGGAUCCCAGGAUUUGGCUCUGAAGAAAUCCGACCCUACAAAAAAGCUUGCACCACAGAGGCUCACAAACAGAGAAUGGCAUUGAUCCGGAAAACAACCAAGAAAUAACACAUGGAGAGAUCAGGGAAUGGACAACAUUGUAUUUGGAGAUACUUGAGCUGAGACCUCAGCCAUCUCACCUUUGGAUUUUUUUUUUAAUGCUUUACAGAGAAGCAUAUAUUUUUUAUUAACAGUGCAGCAAUAUCUAUAAUGACUGAGAGGAUCUGCCAAAAGAAUAAAGCCUCCUGCCCCCACUUUGGCCCCUUUCCCUGCCGUCUCAAAGAGGAGCGAUUUAUCUUCCAGAGAAGAUUUUAUUUGUGGUUUAUUAUAUAAGUGAUUGAAUCUGGAACAAAGCAGUAUCGUCUUGUUUGGUGAGACAGUAUUAGCAGGAUUGGUAGAGGUUUUUGUUUCCUUCUCCCUUCCUCUUUCCCCUGUACUUUGUAAUGUCAGUGUUUAUAUGAAUACGACUUUCAUUUGCUUUUCCAGAAUAAAAAUGUUAUUAAUUGA